Messenger RNA from Sebastes umbrosus (honeycomb rockfish), 6483 nucleotides. RefSeq names its product RNA binding protein fox-1 homolog 3-like. Gene Ontology annotation, biological process: nervous system development; regulation of alternative mRNA splicing, via spliceosome. Lineage: Eukaryota; Metazoa; Chordata; Actinopteri; Perciformes; Sebastidae. The transcript has 15 exons. Gene Ontology annotation, molecular function: mRNA binding. Gene Ontology annotation, cellular component: cytoplasm; nucleus. Bases 53 to 1357 code for a protein of 434 amino acids. The record is from RefSeq and is a predicted model, not a curated record.
GACCGCAGAUCAGACCUGUCAGAUGUGAUUGCGCACCCAAGUGCAACCCCGCAUGUUGUAUCUGACGGAGGGACCGGUGCCGCGCUCCCAUCCCCGCGCUCCCAUCCCCGCGCUCCUUCAACAACAACACUGGUUCAGCAGCACCUGUGGCAGCAGCAGCGAGUCGAGUGACCCAGCUUCAGCCGACCGGCUUCACCUGUACAUGGAGACCCCCAGCUGGGCAGGAAACACGUUGUGUAAGUCAGGAAGCAUUGCUGUCUUCGGGAACGUGGUGUACAGCGGACUGCUGAACGAUCACCUCUGGCAUUUGGGAGUGCCCCUCUUUACGAGACUGGGUAACCAAGAGGCCACUAACCCCCCAGAAGCGAUGGCCCAGCCGUACACCCCAGCCCAGUACCCACCUCCCCCACAGAAUGGCAUCCCCGCAGAGUUUGCGGCACCGCACCCGCUUCCGACACAGGACUACACCGGGCAGAGCCGGGUUCCUGAGCACGCCAUGACCCUCUAUACGCCCACACAGACGCACAGCGAGCCGGCCGGCACUGACAACAGCACGCCCGCCAUCACCGCCACCACGACCGCACCGGUCAGUGUCCUUCAUCAUCUGCAAACACUGUUCUCAACACGCUGUCAGCAAACAGAUGAUGUGACGCAAACAGAGGGCUCUCAGCAGCUCCAGCUCCAGCACUCAGACUCUUCAGAGAAGCAGCAGCCCAAAAGGUUACAUGUCUCCAACAUUCCCUUCCGCUUCCGGGACCCUGACCUAAGGCAAAUGUUUGGGCAAUUUGGAAAGAUUUUAGAUGUGGAGAUUAUCUUUAAUGAGCGAGGAUCCAAGGGCUUUGGGUUUGUAACUUUUGAAACAAGCACAGAUGCUGAUCGUGCACGGGAGAAACUAAACGGUACAAUCGUAGAGGGACGCAAAAUAGAGGUGAACAAUGCAACAGCACGAGUGAUGACAAACAAAAAAGUGGCCAACCCUUACACGAAUGGAUGGAAGCUGAAUCCGGUGGUGGGAGCUGUCUAUGGUCCUGAACUGUAUGCCGUAACAGGGUUUCCCUACCCUGCCACAGGCGCUACGGUGGCCUAUAGGGGUGCCCACUUGCGAGGUCGGGGGCGGGCUGUGUACAACACGUUCCGCACGGCUCCACCACCACCACCCAUCCCAGCUUACGGAGCGGUGGUGUACCAAGAUGGCUUCUAUGGUGCAGAGAUCUAUGGUGGCUAUGCAGCAUACAGAUUUGCCCAGCCCACCACCACCGCUGCUUACAGUGACAGCUAUGGCAGAGUCUAUGCAACAGCAGACCCCUACCACCACACGAUUGGCCCUGCCGCCACAUACAGUGUGGGGACUAUGUAAAUACAAAAGGAAGAGCUGUACUCAGUAUUGAUGGACAUCACAGAUGAAAACAACGAUGAGAGGAGAACUAGCUUUAAGAAAAUAACACAAGAAGAAGAAGACGAGAAGGAGUCCCUCUACUGAGGCUGGCGAGGGAAGACGGGAGGCGUACAAAGUGGCGCCGCGGCAGCGGUGUCAAACCAGCCACAAACUUGACAGACGGAGUGAGCCAGUUUCCACCAGGGACCACCUUUUUGCCGGGUAGAAAAGACAGAGAGAGAUUGAAAAGUGUCCCGUUAUUAUAAAACAUUUUAUUUUUCUAUACUUUUGUGAUUUACAAUGGUAAAAAAGUGUGUAUAAAGCAGUAUAUAUGUACAAAUCUGUUUUUAUGUUUUUUGGUAAGGGAGAUGAACAGUUGGCCCUUGAUGCUGAUUUUGUGGUAUGCAGGAAGGAGGAGGGAGGAGCCCCCCCUCCUCUCUCUAUGGCACACUGCUCUGUCGCCGAGGUCGUGUAAAACAAAAACAUAAACAGAAAAGGUGGCAGGGAGAGCUCGGCAUCCAGACAGAAGCACUUUCUACGCUGUACUUCCUGCGGGUGGAGUCAAAGGUCAGCCUCCUGGUCUCACUGCUCCGCCUUCUUCCUUCCAAACCUCCCCGACCUCCUUCCUUACUUCCUCCCUUCCUUUUUCGGGCUGGUGAUGUCGCUCCUUCCUCCUUGUUGCGGUGUCACUGGCCGGCAGCGCCUACUGUUAGCAGCGUCCCCCGUGGAUACUGUCGUGAUGUCACUUUCUCCUGGCAGCACCAUUGGGCAUCCCCGCCCUCCCCAAUGGGCAGCGUCACUGGUUUACAGCGUUGGGGAGUGGGGGGGUGAGCCACGGCGGGACGGUGAGACGGUAUAAAGCCGAGCCUCCCCGGUCUGCCCCUCUCCACGCCCCAGCAGAGGUCACUGACUGAGGACUAGCUAGAGAAAAUGGCGCAGAAGUCGCCGACUUUACUCACCUGCCAGACUCCGAGCCCAAGCCUUUGUGUCACUCUGCACCGACGGACAAACUAUCAGACCAACGAUGAUAAAAAGGUGCGUACAACUACCAAGGAUGCACGUUUCCACCUGGCGAGAAAUAACUCAUCAACGUCCAUGUAACAAAUUGAAUUAUAAUCGAAUAAUCCCAUUGUACUACAUCAGCAGGUGCAUAACCAAAACACAAGCCUGAGGCAUAUAGACUAUGUCGCUAGAUAAAACAUUAUAGAAAUACAGUAGUGCCCAUCCAACGGUAACAAGGAACGAGGGCUGAAAUAUGUCAAUUUUUAUUUUGUCAAUGUAUUCUGAGAAUAUUUAUUUGUGUGUUUUUUUUUUUUCUUCGUUUUUUGCAGCACUGAAAACUUUUAAAGAGGAAAAAAAGUGUUAAUUUGGUGGAAGCGAAAACCUUAAUUCUUUAUAUCAGAAGAGUCACUGUAAACGUGUUUAAACAAGAAUGUUGGUUCAGUUCUUUGAAUGUACAUUAAUGUCUAGGGUGUCCAAUAAGUAUGUAUUCUUUUUCUGUAUAUAAAUAUAUAUACAUAUCUAUUAUAUGGGCUGUGGUGAUGUCAGGGAGUAGAGGGGGUGGGCAGGAUAGCCUCUAGCCCCCGAACAUAGAUAUCAGACCCCCUCCAACUAAAUAUGUCCCUGAUAUUUACUGUAACAUGUGAUCAUGUGUUAUAUGAUUGAAAGUGUGAUGGUGAUAGUGUGAACUGAUCUCCCCUGAAACCCCCCUUUACCACACAAACACACACACACACACACACACACACGCUGUGCAGAUACUCAUAGAUUGACAACACAGAUUUACACACAUUUUUAACCCAUCAAAUGAAAAAACAUCACAUCCUACUUUUGCCCCUGACAGACACUUCAGGAAAAGAAUCACAUCUGCGUUAAUUUCAGCCCCUUCAUUGGAGCUGGGAAGACUUGCUAAUUAGCGCAAGGUGUUGUGGGUGUCAGAUAAAAAGUUUAUGAAUAUUGAUUUUUCUUUUCUUACUUGAACCAAAGUAUGAUUUGAACACACAGUCUCAGUGCUCUUUGAUCAGGAGACAGCGAGACUCUGUGAUGACAGCGGAGCCCGGAUGUGUAUUGACGUGACCCAGAUUUCAUUCGCUCAUCACUUUGCUGAGGAAGAGCUCGCUCUUCUGCUAAUAUAAGGAGCCCCGCUGAUGAAGCCCGGCUCGCAGCUUCCUGCAGCAGCCUCGCUUUAUGAACUGCUGUUCUCAUGCUGACCCUGGUGGGCAGGCGGUUUUAUUGCAUAUUGGAAAUAACCUGCUGGCCCUGAAAAGAAACUUUUUUUUAUCAGAGGCGAGCAGGUUCGGGUGAAGCACAACUUUGUUUGAGAGUUCAGGGUACACUACUUAGUAGUGGUUUUGUGUGAAUUGUUCCAAGAAGGUAACACUAGGUUAAGCUCCUGACUUCCUGUACAAAACUACAGUGUGUAGUGUUAAUAUCCUGUACAGUAAAUCUCACCUCACACUUUCUUGAUUAACUUCAUCUUAUUUCAGGUUAAAAAAAAAAAAAAACUUGUUCUGAAUCAGGGCUCCUACCCACGCGACCUCUGUUCAUCUGUAGACAGCUUCUCAUAUAUUACAAAGAGUAUCUAUAUCAUGGCAACUAACUGUUGUGAAGUCUAAUUGGGGUAAAGUCGGUCAUUUGUUCUCCCAUGCAGCAAUCACAUGCAGGCUUAGCAUUUUUAUACCUGUAGGUUUGUUUCUGAGAGUCACAUGAUUCAUCUGGCCUACUUAACUGCGCUACAGACUUGUGGUGGGUCAGAAACGACUCAGGAGCAGGUUGGAGUUUUACUUUGACAGGAACUUCCUGGGAGGCAAAAGUCAGCUUUAAUGGUCGAGUUAACUGACGGAGAUAAAGAACCACAGCUUUAAUUUUUUGGCUUAUUUACAUUAAUGAUCUGAUUUUGUCCACUGAAUGAUCUAUGCACUUUGCAACAAAAACAGAUAUGAUGUCACAUGUGAAGACACCACUGUUAUCUACUUAUUCUAGUUAGCUUGUAGUUCAUAAAGUCUUAUGGGUGUGGCUGGCACUAUUCUAUAUUUUCAUUGUCAACAAAUCUCAUGAAAACACCAAAACCAACAAUGUUUUGGUAACCGUCUCUCAAUACUUUCUGACUUCCUGUCUGUGGUUCUCCGUUCCAAAUCCAUUGGUUCCCAUUGGUUCCCAUUGUUGAUGUAAAUCUUUUAAAAUGGCUCACAACCAUAUUGUUUCUUUGCUUUUAUUUAUUUUAUUUUUUUUAAAAAACAGCUGGGACUGUAGUUUUGAACAAUUGUUACUCAAACUGAACUAAAUAGUGCAUUUGUUGGGGACUAUUUUCAGCGGCAGUUGGACAGUCAUGUAGACAUGCAUGUCAGAUAUCAGGCUGCCACUGAUUUAGUUAGCAAAUUGAAAGGUCAACACGUUCUCAUUCCAGCUCGGCAUGUGAUCUGAGGGUUUGUCAGACCUCUCGGCGUCACUUUUCGCUCGCAGUAAACACAUGCUUAAUGUUGUGAAUUGAACAAAAACACUUGUUUAGGAUUAGGCAAUAAAACCACUUAGUUAAGUUUAGAAAAAAAACAACACGGUUGGGCUUAAAAUUACUACGUUUUUACAGUGAAAAUGUCAUUUAACGUUGUGAACACGGGACACGAACGAUCAGCUAAUUGUAACCUUAAGCUACGUCAACACAGCCCUUUCCCCGAGCGUUUACUGUUGCCAGUAACAAAGCCGUGAGAAAGCAUUGCCACUUGAUGUCCUGGGAAUGAGAACGGGUUGGAAGGGUUGAGAUUUUCAAACUGGAAGUCAACCAGUAUAACCAAUAUUUCCUGUAAUAAGUUUUGGUACUAUGUCUGUCUAUGGUCGCAGUCUAGCGACAUUAAAGCUGCAGUAGUAAAUAUUUUCCGGUUACCUGUUUUGCUCAAUUGGAGACAGAAGAAGUCAAAAACAACAAAAAAAAAAGUUAGCUUCUGUUCUUGUAGCUUUCAUUGCAUUACUGUAUAAAAUAAAAAUAACAAUUAUUUUGUCAGCAUUCCACAACUACAGCUCCUAUGAGGCUUUGUUUCUCCGACUAAGCCUCAUUGUAGUUGAGGUGUAGUUGAAUACCGACAGAAGAAUCAGUUAAAAACACACGUGAGAUUUUAUUGCCUUAGAAUUUGCUGUGGGUUCAUGACAAUGUGCAACCUGUUUCACAUCAUAUUUUGAGCCGUUGUUGAUAUAAAAAAAAAAUAUUAGUGGAAUAUUUAUGUAUCUAAUGUAACUAUUUAGUCUGGCUGGUCUUCCAUGUUAGUAGCCGUACUUACAUCAGUGGUCAGGUAUGGAUUUUAUUCUUUGGUGCUUUUUUUGUUAACCGGCGCUCUCAUUAAACUGUGGUUGUUUGUCUCUGCUCGUUGACACAGUUUUAACUUAACUAGUGAGUUUAUUUCUGCAUCCAGAGAAGUUCUGCCUUUACAAAAAUGUUUCUAAAGCUCCAGCCUGCGCCUCAGCGGGGGGCGGGGUUAAAGCGACCCUCCCUUCCUUCCUUCAGAUGCCUUCAGUUUAAUGACCUGGUCCUGAUCUUCCUGAGCACAACUGCUUGAGCUGUGACACUAGCAGGAUGUCCCCUCUGAGAGUCCCCCCGCCUCCCCCCUGACCCCGACAGACCCGCCCCAUGCGACACCCUCCUCCCACCAUACCUAGCCUUCUAGUAUGUGAGUCGACUGGCCCCUUUUGUAUUCCUGGUGUUCUGUACAUAAUAACCCUCACCCCUCUUUACCCCUAUCCUCCUCCCCCAGCUGUCCUUUCAGGGGAAAAAAAACAAAAAAAAAAAACGACAUCCUCUGACUCCCCGAAAUCUUGUAUUUUGUUCUAAUAAUGACAAAAUUUAUUUAUAAGGAUUUUUUAAAAUCUAUCUCUUUCUCCUUUUUGUAAAUGUUCCAGUUAAAUAAAGUUUAAAAAUGUUAAAAAAUUAAAUGGAUAUAUUGAAAGGUUAAAAAAAUGUCUCUAGAAGUCCCUGCCCCCUCCUCUGGCUCUGUACUCUGAACUUUGUGUUUUUGUUUUUUCUCUUUCUGUAUGCUUCUCUUUAUGUGCUUCAGAUGAAGAGUUCUAUUUAUUAUGACAUUAACGUUAUUAUAAUUAUGACUAAUUAUUAAUAUUAUCAU